AUGGCCGAGGACGCGAACGGAUCACAGAGACCCAAGUCUCUUCAGAGCACCAAGACGCCUGAGCCGCGGGUCGACCAACCGGCAACCAACGGCCACGACAACAUCUCGCCAGGCACGCCCGGUCCUUUUCCUGAUUUCGACUGGGAAGACUUUGAGGCCCGCUACGAGAAGGCGCUCGCUGACGCUGAUGAGAAAGAGCGAGAGCUGUUGGAGCAGUUUGAGGGCCUUGUCAAGUACUUCAAUAUCUGGGCUUCAACUUCCAGCGCCCAUGACAAUGAGCGUGCAGUCAAGCGCCUACACACAAGACAGAGAUACGUCAACAUGCAAGAGCAGAAUAUGGCUCAAAAGCAGGAGCACAUGAGGGAGGUUCUGCGGGCAUUUCAGAGUGCACUUGCCCUGCUGAGCCGGAACUAA
Molecule: messenger RNA, 414 nt
Organism: Colletotrichum aenigma
Lineage: Eukaryota; Fungi; Ascomycota; Sordariomycetes; Glomerellales; Glomerellaceae
Exons: 3
Coding region: 1-414 (137 amino acids)
Source: RefSeq, a predicted model, not a curated record